Molecule: messenger RNA, 1008 nt
Organism: Volvox carteri f. nagariensis
Lineage: Eukaryota; Viridiplantae; Chlorophyta; Chlorophyceae; Chlamydomonadales; Volvocaceae
Exons: 7
Coding region: 1-1008 (335 amino acids)
Biological process (GO): protein phosphorylation
Cellular component (GO): cytosol; EKC/KEOPS complex; nucleus
Molecular function (GO): protein serine/threonine kinase activity
Source: RefSeq, a predicted model, not a curated record
AUGAAGCCGCUGGCAAUUGCUGCAACGACAACGGCGCCACAAUCGGUGUUUCAAAGGUCGCUACGCCGGCUAGGAACGGGUGCUGGCUCGGGCAGCAGCGAGCGCUCGCACAAGCGUUCCCGACCGAAUGAUGCCGGAGAUGCAAAUGGGGGUGACAGCGCCCCAGGCGGCAUACGUCAGGUUGCCCGGAGCAUGUUGCGAGCUCACAAGCUGGGCGUAGUUGUUCCGUUGCUGUACCAUGCGGACGUGAUUACGGGCGUCGCCAUGGUAGAAGCGGUGGCGGGCCGAAGUCUAUCCGACCUGAUAACAGCAGCGUCAGCGGCGGAGGCGGAGGCGGAGCUCCCGGACUCCGCAGCUGGACGAGCACCUCUCCCGCAGCAGCAGCAGGAUCAGGAGGCAUUGGACCCCGGGAUUGCUCCGGGACCUGGAAGCGUUAGAGCGGAGGCGCCGACGGUGGCGGUGGCGGCGGAGGCGGGGGUUGCGAAGCCACUGCCAGCGGAACUGGAUCGCGCGGCCACGCUUUUGGGCCGUACUCUGGCGGUUUUGCAUGACGGCGGACAGGUGCAUGGCCACCUCAGUGGAGAGGCGGUGUUGAUUCGUGAUACCGACGGCGUCCUGGUUCUGACGGACUUCACUCGCUCCUACAACACCAUUGUGGCUCUGGAUAAGGCCCAGGACCUGGCGGGGCUGGAGAGGGCCCUCCUGCUGGCAGCGGCGGCGGCCGAGGAGGAGGAGGCGGCGGCGGUGGGGACAGCUGCGCCGCGUACACGGGGGCCCCCCCGCUUGGCUGCUCGUGUGUUCACCCGGGUGUUGGAUUCCUAUCGCUCUGCUUCCCGGCUGUGGUCCUCGACCCACAACCAGCUUCCCAACGACCCCAUCGUGUUGUACGAGCAACCGGAUAGGGAGCUACACAGCGCUGUUCCCGCAGUCCCAGAGCAGCCACAGAGCAGAGCCACACGACCUUGCUGUGGCCGCUGCGGGACAACUGGUUGGGGUUGGGGGUCCUGA